Molecule: messenger RNA, 1404 nt
Organism: Penicillium pulvis
Lineage: Eukaryota; Fungi; Ascomycota; Eurotiomycetes; Eurotiales; Aspergillaceae
Exons: 7
Coding region: 1-1404 (467 amino acids)
Biological process (GO): phospholipid catabolic process
Molecular function (GO): hydrolase activity, acting on ester bonds
Source: RefSeq, a predicted model, not a curated record
AUGAAGACUACUUGGACUUUAGCUUCGCUCUCAGCUCUGCUCGCGGUAGCUUCGGCUGCUCCGACGGGCAAUACUAAAGCGUGGACCAACCUGCGUAAGAACAUCAAGCACGUUAUCUACCUGACCCUCGAGAACCACUCUUUCGAUAACAUUGCUGGUUACUGGGACUUCCACCCGGAAAUCAACAACCUGCGCAACCGUACUUUCUGCAAUGAGUACACCAAUUCCAAUUGGACAGUUUGGGACGAGCCAUUGAAUAUUUGCGCAGCUCCUUACGAGACUGAGGUGCCACUGAAGGAUCCUGAUCACAACUUUGCUGGUACCAGCUACGAGAUCUUCCGCAAGUGGAAUCCCACCAACGAUGACACUCCUGAUAUGAGUGGUUUCAUUGAGCGCCAGUCCGAGAAGUACAGUGAGACUCCCGGCGAUGCCUCUUUUGUCAUCAUGGCCUACGAUGAGAAGAAGACUGCUCUUCUGGCCGAGCUGGCAAAGAACUUUGCUUUCUUUGACUCUUAUUUCGCUGAGCACCCUGGCCCAACCGACGUCAACCGCCAGUUUGCGACUUCGGGAUCUUCUUGCGGCUUUGUUGACAACACCAACCAGGCGUCCGGAUUCUGGAACAAUGUGACCGGAACUACCUGCGCCACUUCCAUCUUCGAGUCCUUGACCAAGAAGAACAUCACCUGGAAGAACUACUACGAGACGGAUAUCGUCGAUGCGUUCAUGUACAAGUGGGUUCAAGACAAUGCCAUGGACCGCCUUGCACACGCCAGCCAGUUCUACACCGAUCUUGAGGAGGGAACUCUGCCCACCUUCUCGUACAUCAACCCCGAGUGCUGCACCAUUGACUCCAUGCACCCGACCAGCCCCAUGGCAUCCGGCGAGCAGAUGCUCAAGCAUCUUUACGAUGCGCUCCGCCGCUCUCAGUACUGGGACAACGCCUUGCUGAUCAUCAACUUCGAUGAGCACGGUGGCUUUGCUGACCACGUCCCCCCACCCAUGAACGUGCCCGCGCCCAAGGACGGUAUCACUUUCAACGGUACCUCCGAUGGUCACGUUGUGCAAUAUGACUUCACCCGCCUGGGAGUCCGCGUUCCUGCCUUCCUUAUUUCGCCCUACCUUGAAGCCAACACUCUCAUUCACGACCAGGGUACCAUGUACGAGGAUAACUCCGCCUACACUCACAGCUCUAUUCUGCAUUUCCUGCAGGAACUGUGGGAGCUGGAGGGUCUUAACAACCGUGUUCAGUGGGCGAAGACCUUCGAAACAGUCUUCACUAACGAGCGUCGCACUGAUACGCCUAAGACUUUGACCACUCCCAGGUGGUUGGGUGGUGCUGGAGAGCCAGAGCCCGAAGCCUUUUACCUCCUGAACCAGGAUGAAAGCUACUAUGAAGAUAUUUAG